AUGCUGAAGUGGACGAAACAGAAACGCAGACUGAGUCGAGCAGGUAAACGUGACACUUUCACGGCCGACAAAACAUCAGAUAAAACUUUGGAAAAAUCUGCUAAAGCUGGAUUACAAGAUAACGCAGAACUACAAUUACGGAGCCGAGCAUCAGAACAAGAAAAAGGAUACAUACCAUCAUCAGAUUCUAAAGACACUUGGGAACAUCAAACAACAAGAACAGAAACAAAAAGUCAAUUGCCUCAAGAAAAAUUUAAUGAAAUUCCAAUAGGAGACAGAUUUAUCUCCCCGGCCAAAACGGAUUCUCCAAAAUUGUGGACAAUGAAUUCUGAAGCGAAAACUGGCACGACUGACUCGGCAUCGCAAUAUUACAUGGCUUCAUCUCUAGACGGAAACACAACGUCUAGUAUUUCUUCGUUUGGGCCGGAGAUUAAAAGCUCGUUAAUCUCGCAAUCGUCUGUUUCAAGAAGCCCAGAUCUCAAAACAGCAUUUAUUGCUUCCAACGCCGAAUCAACCGAAACUAGCCCCUAUGGUUCGCUUGCUGAUUCACCAGCAUUUCAACCGAAGAUCACUGGUUCAAAACCGCAAAUGCCAGACAUUACAAGGUCGGUCCCGACUAUGGAGAGUGAAGUUUUGGGACCGGAAGUUGUAUGGGAUCAGGAAGGCUUAACCAUGAGCCAAGUGGCCGAUUUGGACAACUUCCCGUGUGUUUGCUUCUUUGAGGAGUGUGUGCAAGAGAGGAGUGGACACAGAGAGUUUCUGAGUCCUGGAUUAAAAAUAUAUUCCCGCCAACCAGUGAUUUUACAUCUGAAAACAAACAAGAAACAGGCAAGAGCAAGAACAAUAUACAAAGACCCUCGUGGAGCUUACUACGAAGUUGGACAAACGCUGAUCAUUCCAGAUGAUUACAAGGGCUGGUUUGAACUGGUGCCGUCUGAUUUCAGUCGCGCCACUUCUUACCUCUCCAUUGAAGAAGUUGCGAAAGCAUUACCAAAGAAGUUCUUCACUAGAUCCAACCUCAAGGGCAUCAGAAUCGAAGGCGAAGGCGACCAACAGAAAUAUCUGGAAAGACGAAUUCGAGCAGGGUCUGUUUUAGAAACGAAAGGCACAUUUACAGCAAAGUGGAAGACUAGAGCAGAAACUGGAUUGUUUAAGAAGAAAACCACAGAAUGGGAGUUUCAAGAAAUGACCUACUUGAAGUGUAUGGACCACGAUCUACAAGAAAUACUAAUACCUAUAACACACAAAGGUAAAUUUAGCGCUAUUUAUGAGAGAGGUCGUUUAAACCAGAAUGCCGUGUACAGUAUGAAGGACAUUCUUUCUGACCUUGGCCUGCCCAUCAAGGUCAGACUUCUGUUCGGGAAAGCCCCUGUUGUGCCGUGCAUUUUUACGGGUAUGUUGGUCAUACGUAGUUCGGCUAUUGACGAAGCGGUUGUCGGAAGCACCAUUAUCAACAAACGAAAUGUUCUGUUUGAAGUUCCUACCAAGGCUCCGGUGAAGGUCAAGUACCUCUCAAAAGAUGACCAGUUUGCUGAAACGACCACUUAUAAAGAUGCCCAGAAACUGUGCAGAAAAUACGCCAGGCUGUUCAGCUCCAUGAUAAAACUGUCCCCAGACCUGGACACCGAUCAGAAGACCAUCAUGCACGUGCCUACAGAUCCUUCCGUUAUGCGACAAGUGGACGAAGCACUCCGUGCUCUUGAUCUCAUCACAGACAUCAGUUUUACAGGGGAACCUAAAGAUCAAUUCUUGGAUUCUUCUGAUUCCGGCUCUAUCAAUAGCGAUGAUCAAAUCAUCAUGCCCAAGGGGGGUACCCUUGAAGAUCUGGAAGAGUUUAAAGGUAGAGAAUCGCAAACUCAUGUGUAG
Candidula unifasciata is the source of this 1866-nucleotide messenger RNA. The record is from the annotation of a GenBank genome assembly. NCBI's taxonomy places the organism in Eukaryota, Metazoa, Mollusca, Gastropoda, Stylommatophora, Geomitridae.